Molecule: messenger RNA, 2074 nt
Organism: Halichondria panicea
Lineage: Eukaryota; Metazoa; Porifera; Demospongiae; Suberitida; Halichondriidae
Exons: 6
Coding region: 119-1951 (610 amino acids)
Biological process (GO): lipid storage; positive regulation of triglyceride storage
Cellular component (GO): cytosol; lipid droplet
Source: RefSeq, a predicted model, not a curated record
UCUCGCGUGACUACAGUUCCUCAAGCAAGAAGACAAGACUAGUGCAAAGAAGAAGUGUAAAAUCUCAAACUACUAGACCUACAGCUACAGAACGUCUACCUCUCUCUGCAAGAAAGCAAUGACUGAAAUUGUUGAAACAACCCCAGCUCCUCCACCGGCUGACUCUGGAUCAGUGUACGGAUGGCUCUCCACCAACCCUAUGGCCUCUUCUGCUGGGAACGCUCUCUACGCUGCGUAUGAAGGCUCUAAAGGCUACAGCAGGGCCAGUGACUAUGCUCUGGGCACCAUUGAAAGCUCUGUAAAGUUUGCUGCUGGGACAGCAGCUCCUCUUGUCAAGAAAUUGGACAAACCAAUUCAUGCAGUCGACUCAUUUACUGCAAAACAACUGACGAAACUCGAGGAGAAGGUGCCUGCUAUCAAGUCUGAGCCUGCUGAAGUGAUGACCUACCUCACCGAGAGCAAGGAUGCUAUCACCACUAAAAUCAGCGAUGGGCACACAGCCGUCAAGACCCGCAUCUCCGAGGGGAAAGAAGCUAUUACGAGUCGUGUGGUUGCUAGCAAAGAUGCGGUUGUCUCUAAAGUUCAAGCAGGGACCGAGGCACUCUCUCAGACUCGUGUUGUUACCAUGGCUAGCCAAGGAAAGGAUGCCAUUGUCAGUAAAGUCUCCGAAGGGAAAGAAGCUAUUACGAGUCGUGUGGUUGCUAGCAAAGAUGCGGUUGUCUCUAAAGUUCAAGCAGGGACCGAGGCACUCUCCCAGACCCGUGUUGUUACCAUGGCCAGCCAAGGAAAGGAUGCCAUUGUCAGUAAAGUCUCCGAAGGAAAAGAAGCUGUGACUACUCGAAUUACAGCUGGCAAAGAUGCACUGUACUCUUCUGUACAAUCAGGUGCUUCUGCUGUGGCCAACACACGAGCUGGCAUCCUUGUAGGUAGCGGACUCGAUCGUACCCUGACUGCCACUGAGAACAUUGUCGAUUACUUCAUCCCAGCCGAAGAAAACGAGAAGGAGCUUCUAUCAGAGUCUGUCAAGAUCAAAGAAUCGGUUGAGAUGACCACUAUCAAGUCCACCGAGGAAGGCACCGUUACUGAGGAGGUCGAGGAAGAUGUGGUUGUGGUGGAAGAUUGCCAAAAUUGCCAGAAAUGUGAAAAUUGUCUCGGACAAGUUGAAAAAAGUGGCCGAAUUGAACGUAUCAAGACUCUCUCUCGAAAGGUCAAGCUUCGAAUCUACUACCGUUCCAUGCGUCGUCUACAAAGUGUGCAACAGCAGAGCAAAUCCUCCUUGGAGCAGCUCAAAGCAGCCGUUGAUCUGCUCAAGUUGUCUCGGGACCUCCGUGAGAAGGCCGGCCAACAGUACGAAAACAUCUCCUCUACACUCAAGGACCUUCAAGAUCAUGUCAAGGAAAUGCUCUCACGUACGGCCCAAGGGGAGGAGAACAAGGUCACCUGGUUACCUGACGAGACUGAAGAAGACAGCCAGAUCGAAUGGCUCAAACCCAAACCCACACGAUUUCAAUCCACCCUGGACUAUUCCAAACAGCUGAGCGAGAGAGUGUAUUCUGGUCUCAAGUCCAUCUCUGGUGCCACCUCUUAUCUUCCCCACCAUCUGAAGGGAGGGGCCACUCAGGCUUAUGACUACGCCCAGGAACUCUACACUCAACUCAAACCCGUGCAAACCCCAAGUGACCUCUCUAAGAAAGCUCUGGACCGUAUCUCUGAAAUCGUGGACACACAACUCGGAUAUAUUCGUGGACUUGGAACUUACCUGACCUCUGUGCUUAAGCGUGGGCGUACUGAGGAGACCACUGAAGCUGAUGAUGAUGAUAAUAAGAGUGACAAUGGAGAAUUGAGUGAGGAUGAACAAGAUGAUGAUGAUGACCUGUCUGUUGACCCCUCCACCUCUCAGCCCCCAGGGAGUGAGAGCGAGGAUGAUCCCACUGAUGAAGAGGCUGCCUAAGAACUGUACCUAUACUUAUGUAUGCACCCCAUAUUCAACAGAUUUGCUGACACUGUACUUACUGAUAUAAACUUACGCUGAGAUAGCUCCCAUUAUUGCUGAAAUGAUAUUUUGUCAUAUAAA